Messenger RNA from Lachnellula hyalina, 2157 nucleotides. RefSeq lists its product as uncharacterized. The coding region runs from base 1 to 2157 and encodes 718 amino acids. Gene Ontology annotation, biological process: peptidyl-threonine phosphorylation; peptidyl-serine phosphorylation. The record is from RefSeq and is a predicted model, not a curated record. The transcript has 3 exons. Gene Ontology annotation, molecular function: protein serine/threonine kinase activity; ATP binding. Lineage: Eukaryota; Fungi; Ascomycota; Leotiomycetes; Helotiales; Lachnaceae.
AUGACCCGCAAUUGCCUGCAACAAGUGAGGGACUUUUUCUGGAACCACUCGAGGGCAGAUCAGCCUACUUCUCGGGAUGUUCGUAAGGGCGAUGGCGUUUUCGUGCGUGCAACAGGAAGCCGGAAACUUAGCCUGACGCGUAAUGAGAGGAAUGAUGAACAGCGAAAGCCCCUCUUGACGAAAAGCCCUCCCAGUUCACUUCGUCAUUUCCAAGACAAUCUCUACAAGGGUAGACUUUACUUACCCAGCACCCCAACCUUCCUCGAAGAUCAAAUAAACGAAAGCUCCAGUCGAGGCCUGCAGGAAGCCGCCACGGAUAUACACACGGAGCACUCCCAGGGCACUGCUUCUUCUUCUACUCUAGGGAGCUUCAAAAGCGAAGACGCCGAAUCAAGCAAGUCUUUACACCCACCACAGCGUAGCAAUUCUGGAUCCGCACUAUAUGCUGCACUGUUUAAAGCUCGCCAUGAAUGGCCUCCACGCAUGAACAGCUACUUCAUCCCCAAUGAUGAGCUAGAACGACUACUCGAUGUGGAUUCAAUAAUGGACGAGCUUGGCGGAUCCCAACUGGGACCCAUGGCUGCGCAGGAAUUACAUAUUUUAGCGCAAGAUAUCUCCAACAAGGCUCCAAGGUUAUUCGCAAUUCUUGUUUGUCUGGGACUUGGACACCUUAUUCCUCAAUUUAUCGAUGAAGAAAUUGACGAUGAGGAUUUACCUUUUGGCAGGACAGACGAUACCAAAAUGCUUGGGAGGUGGCAGCUGUGCAGCAAAUCACGGCCAAACGAGCCUAUCAGAUGUAUGGCUGGUUGGAAUCGGUCUAACAUUAUCAAUUUCGAUCGAGAGCAGUGGUACGUUCUAGCUCACGUCUUCGAUAAUAAUGAAGAGGAUCGAAUCCCUCACUACGAUAUCGGCAACAAUUGUAUUCUGCCUUUUGUAAAGGACGAAGAGCAAGGCGAUCAAGUCAAACAGGGAGGCUUUAGUACAGUAUGGGAGAUCAUUAUACACCCCGCUCACCAAAAGCUGCAUUGUAGUACCAAUUCGGAGAAGUCACCACCUUCAAUGGCUUUGAAACGACUGCACACACCUAAAGAGGAAGAAUUCCUCUCGGAAGUUGAUAUGUUCAGAGCGUUCACUGCUCACGGUCAUCCGCACCUUGUCAGACUGCUAGCUACGUAUCGAUAUAAAAACAGAUACUACCUGCUUUUCCCUUUUGCGAAAUCGAACCUUCGAAAAUAUUGGGAGAGUAAACCGAUACCGGACUUUACUGGAUCCAUGAUACUUUGGUCUUUGCAUCAGUGUAAAGCAAUAGCGUCAGGUCUACAUCUAAUUCAUACACGUCAGACUACCCAGUGUUUGGCAUACUGGGCAAAAGUACCUCCGGGGAAUGGUAGCUUCGCUGGUGUUGAAGAUGCCGAUCGAACAUUCGGUCGCCAUGGAGAUAUCAAGCCCGAAAAUAUUUUAUGGUCUAUAGAGAUAGACGAGAUCCACAUCGAUCGCUGCAAAUGUUUUCUAGAGCGAGGCUAUCUUCUCAUUGCCGAUUUUGGCCUCAUGGAUUUUCACAGGAGACUGACGAGGUCUAAAGUACUUCCCCAGAAGAUCGGAGGAUCUCAAACAUAUGAGCCUCCGGAAAUGGGAUUGAAAAAAGAGAUCUCUCGAGCUUACGACAUCUGGAGUUUGGGUUGCCUGUACCUCGAAUUUAUAACUUGGAUGAUUCUCGGCUGGGAAGAACUCAGUGCAUUCCCUAAAGCCCGGGGCAUGACCGGAGCAUCAGGCGUCACUGACGAUACUUUCUAUACCAUUAUCCAAGAUGCGCAGGGCCGCUUUACUCCGCACGGCAUUCUCCGAGAAAGAGUUAGAGAAUGGAUCCGUGUUCUUCAUGGACAGCCACGAAGUUCACUUUUCAUUCACGAUUUCUUGGACCUCGUUGAAGACAAGAUGUUAGCUGUUGAUCCUUCAACCCGCAUCGCGUGUGGACCUCUGAAUAUGGAACUCAUGAAAAUGGUGGAAAGGGGAGAGAAAGAACCGACCUAUCUCACGGAAGCGCAACCCUAUAAAAGGAAACCUCGAAAGGCAUCUACACGAAGAUUUGUUCAUGAUAGCAGCUCUCCUGCUCCAAUUUUAUCAGGCUUGAAGAGAUCCACGACCUUUAUCUUAUGA